CGAGCAUAUAAUAAUAGAUCAUUACGUAAAAGUGCGUUUUGAUAGGACUAACUACUACGUACAAGAAAUAAAUUAACCCUGUAACUUGGAUGAGGAAGAAACUUAACAAAUCCAACCAACUUUGGCUUUUCUUCCACUGUCUCCUUCACAGCCACUCCCAAAUCUCCAAGGGUAAACUUGUCAUAUCAGUUUUCAUUUUCUCAGAGAAAGAAGAAAUUAAGAACCUCUAUUAAUCUAUUUCCAGCGAAAACCAUCUUAUCUUCCAAAAACAUUGGAAUAAUUUCAUUAAUACCAUUGAGAAAUCGUGAGUUCGUGACAUUGAGUUGAAAGGGUCAAGUGAUUUUCAUCUUUGAAGUGAUUGCAAUUGCAUGAACUUGUGCUUCAAUUUCGACAAUGGUGUACCCAGGUUCAGUGCAAUUUUCUCGCGACGUUAGGCUCAACAAUAAUAAUGGACUACGUAAUUUUCAGCAUCAUAAUCCGGCGCGGGUUGGUCGAUUACAUUUGGUCACUAUGAAUCUUCUACCGCGUACUUUGAAGCAAGAUUCUUUGGCACUCCAUCUUUUGAGUGGAGUACAUGCCCCAAUAAGGCACGCACCUUCCAGGUACAGUGUUUUCGUAUGUCGGUCUGCCAUGAUACCAGGUGGAGGGAGCGGGACUGCCCUCGUGAAAUCUGCUAGUGUUAUUUUAACAAGGUCAUAUAAUUCUUUACUGGGAAGCCCUAUUUUGCUUCGAUUGAUCCCAGCUCUUGGUAUUAUUGCCUUUGCUGUUUAUGGUCUUGAGCCAUUCCUCCGUCUCAGCAGGAUUCUAUUUCUUCAAAGGACCGACAGUAGUUGGAAGAAAAGUAAUUCACGCUAUAUAAUGACAUCUUAUUUUCAGCCAUUAUUGUUGUGGACUGGGUCAAUGCUCAUAUGCAGGGCAUUAGAUCCAAUAGUCUUGCCAUCUGAGACUAGCCAGGUCGUGAAGCAACGGCUACUUAAUUUUGUGAGAUCUUUGUCAACAGUGAUUUCAUUUGCUUACUGUUUAUCAAGCUUAAUUCAACAAGCUCAAAAAUUCUUUCUGGAGGCAAAUGACAACAGUGAUGCAAGAAAUAUGGGCCUUGAUUUUGCUGGGAAGGCAGUAUACACUGCUGUAUGGGUUGCUGCUGUGUCAUUGUUCAUGGAGUUGCUAGGUUUCUCCACACAGAAGUGGUUAACUGCUGGUGGUUUGGGCACAGUAUUACUCACUCUUGCCGGUCGUGAGAUAUUUACAAACUUUCUUUCAAGUAUAAUGAUCCAUGCAACUCGGCCAUUUAUAUUGAAUGAGUGGAUUCAAACAAAGAUUGAAGGAUAUGAGGUUUCAGGCACAGUUGAGCAUGUAGGCUGGUGGUCACCAACCAUUAUUAGAGGUGAUGAUCGUGAGGCAGUUCAUAUUCCUAAUCAUAAGUUUACUGUGAAUGUUGUGAGAAAUCUGAGUCAGAAAUCUCAUUGGCGUAUCAAGAGUUACAUUGCUAUCAGUCACUUUGAUGUUAACAAAAUUAAUAGUAUUGUAGCUGAUAUGCGCAAGGUUUUAGCAAAAAAUCCUCAAGUGGAGCAGCAGAAAUUGCACAGAAGGGUCUUUUUAGAAGACAUCAGUCCUGAAAACCAGGCUCUGAAGAUAUUGAUAUCGUGCUUUGUGAAAACUUCACAUUUUGAGGAGUACCUAUGUGUUAAGGAGGCAAUCCUUUUGGAUCUUCUCAGAGUUGUCAGUCAUCAUCGAGCCCGGUUAGCCACUCCCAUCCGCACAGUUCAGAAAGUAUACAGUGAGCCUGCCUCGGAAAAUAUACCCUUUGGGGAUACCAUUUUCACUCGAUCCAGAGCAACAGUAAAUCGCCCAUUCUUGCUGAUAGAACCGCCAUAUAAAGUUAAUGGUGAAGAAAAAGCUAAGCCAUCAACUCGUUCAACUCGUGGAAAUGAGGAAAAAGAUGCCAAGAUUGAUGAACCUGUAGCAUCUGACUCCAAAAGCGAUGAUAAUUUUGCAGGAACAUCAACCUCUCCACAUGGUGUAAACUCCAAGGAUAAAUCCAAGUCAAAUUCUGAUGCCCAAAUCCAGAACAUGGGUUCCGACAAUUCAGUGGAGAAGUCCUCCAAAAUCACACAGCCUAAAAAAGAAAGUUCAGGGGAUGUAGGAAAGGGAAGUACAAUACCUGUAUCUAAAAACCUUGCACAAAGUGUUGUAUCUGAAACUUCACCUGUUACUUCCCCCCAUGAGUCUGGCAGGGGAGAGACUGCUUCUACCACUUCUUCACAGUCAAAGCAAGACGAAGAUAAAUCUUCGGUGCCAUCAUCAUCAGUUAGGCCGGCCUUAGAAGAGAACAUUCUUCUUGGGGUUGCACUUGAAGGCUCAAAACGAACUCUUCCAAUUGAGGAAGAAAUGAGUCCAUCUCUGAACUCAGCCGAGUCACAAGAAUUUGCUGUCCAACGGAAUGGGAAUGGACCUCCGGCUAACAAAGAUAAGAAGGAUGGUCCAAUGUCUUCAUUUCCAAAUGCUAAGCAAAAUGACUAGGGUCACUAGAUUUAAUAGAUUGGUAGCUAAAUAAGCAGAGUGAAAGUUGACAUUGUAGUUUAUAUGCCUUAGGUUGAAGUUCUGCGAAAAAUGAUCCAGCUGUCUUUUUUAAGUUGGAAUUAUUCAUUGUAUUUUUCUAGCUGAUUGCCCAUAUAUGUACAUAAUUAUCAAUUGAUGGUUUGUUGUAUUAUCGUAUCUCAUUGAAAACCUGUUUCCUACUCCGCAAAUGGGCUAUAAAGACUGUUUUGAAUUAUAAUAAAGAGAAUGAAACUGCAGUAUUGUUUUCUGUAUUA
Cicer arietinum (chickpea) is the source of this 2813-nucleotide messenger RNA. Its product is annotated as mechanosensitive ion channel protein 2, chloroplastic-like. Gene Ontology annotation, cellular component: membrane. Gene Ontology annotation, biological process: transmembrane transport. NCBI's taxonomy places the organism in Eukaryota, Viridiplantae, Streptophyta, Magnoliopsida, Fabales, Fabaceae. The record is from RefSeq and is a predicted model, not a curated record.